This is a messenger RNA of Hypomesus transpacificus, 2827 nucleotides long. It is a transcript of the gene sec23a, whose product is annotated as Sec23 homolog A, coat complex II component. Gene Ontology annotation, molecular function: zinc ion binding; GTPase activator activity. Gene Ontology annotation, cellular component: endoplasmic reticulum exit site; COPII vesicle coat. Lineage: Eukaryota; Metazoa; Chordata; Actinopteri; Osmeriformes; Osmeridae. The record is from RefSeq and is a predicted model, not a curated record. Gene Ontology annotation, biological process: COPII-coated vesicle cargo loading; COPII-coated vesicle budding; endoplasmic reticulum to Golgi vesicle-mediated transport. Bases 131 to 2428 code for a protein of 765 amino acids. The transcript has 20 exons.
GCAGCCAUGUUGUUUGCUACGUUGUCAGAAAGCUAGUCUAGCUAGCUGCGCUUGUGUGAGGCGCUGUUCACUGUCGCUAGUACCAGUGUGGAACCAGUCUGAAACCAGUCUGUAGUUCUCCAAGGGUGCCAUGGCGACCUUCCCAGAGUACAUCCAGCAGAACGAGGACUGUGACGGGACACGUUUCAGCUGGAACGUGUGGCCCUCCAGCCGCCUCGAGGCCACACGCAUGGUGGUCCCCGUCGCCUCGCUCUUCACCCCCCUGAAGGAGCGUCCAGACCUGCCCCCCAUCCAGUACGAACCGGUGCUCUGCAGCAGGGCUACCUGUCGCGCUGUUCUCAACCCUCUCUGCCAAGUGGAUUACAGAGCCAAGCUGUGGGCUUGCAACUUCUGUUACCAGAGAAACCAGUUCCCACCCACCUAUGCAGGGAUCACAGAGGUGAACCAGCCAGCAGAGCUGCUGCCCCAGUUCUCCACCAUUGAAUAUGUGGUCCAGAGAGGUCCUCUGAUGCCUCUGGUGUUCCUCUACGUGGUCGACACCUGCAUGGAGGACGAGGACCUGCAGGCCCUGAAGGAGUCUCUGCAGAUGUCGCUGUCUCUGCUGCCCCCUACUGCCCUGGUGGGGCUCAUCACCUUUGGACGCAUGAUCCAGGUUCAUGAGCUGGGCUGCGAGGGCAUCUCCAAAAGCUACGUCUUCAGGGGCACCAAAGACCUCAACGCCAAGCAACUUCAAGAGAUGCUGGGUCUGACCAAGCCCACUGCUGCUCAGGCUGGACGGGGGCCCCAGGCCCCACCACAGCCUCUCUCUAACAGGUUCCUGCAGCCAGUGCAGAAGGUCGACAUGAACCUGACGGACCUGCUGGGGGAGCUGCAGAGAGACCCCUGGCCUGUCACCCAGGGAAAGAGGCCCCUCCGCUCCCUGGGGGUGGCCAUGUCCAUCGCUGUGGGCCUGCUGGAGUGUACGUUCCCUAACACGGGGGCGAGGAUCAUGACGUUCAUCGGCGGCCCGGCCACCCAGGGCCCUGGCAUGGUGGUGGGGGACGAGCUAAAGACGCCCAUCCGCUCCUGGCACGACAUUGAAAAGGACAACGCCAAGUUCAUGAAGAAGGCCACCAAGCACUAUGAAGCGCUGGCUAACAGAGCCUCCACCAACGGACACAUCAUGGACAUCUACGCCUGCGCCCUGGACCAGUCGGGCCUGCUGGAGAUGAAGUGUUGCUCCAAUCACACCGGAGGCUACAUGGUGAUGGCAGACUCCUUCAACACGUCUCUAUUCAAGCAGACCUUCCAGAGGGUCUUCAACAAAGACGUACAGGGCUCUUUUAAAAUGGCUUUUGCUGGAACACUGGAGAUCAAGACCUCCAGAGAGCUCAAGGUGUCAGGUGCCAUCGGCCCCUGCGUCUCCCUCAACGCCAAAGGACCCUGCGUCUCUGAGAACGAGAUAGGAACCGGAGGAACGUGCCAGUGGAAGAUCUGCGGUCUGGACCACAACACCACGCUGGCCCUCUACUUCGAGGUGGUCAAUCAGCACAACGCUCCCAUCCCCCAGGGAGGGCGUGGCUCCAUCCAGUUUGUCACCCAGUACCAGCACUCGAGCGGACAGAAGCGCAUCCGGGUCACCACUGUCGCCAGGAAUUGGGCCGAUGCCAAUACCCAGAUCCAGAACAUCGCUGCGUCCUUCGACCAGGAGGCUGCGGCCAUCUUGAUGGCGAGGUUGGCAGUGUACCGGGCAGAGACCGAGGAGGGCCCUGACGUGCUACGCUGGCUGGACCGACAGCUCAUCCGCCUGUGUCAGAAGUUUGGAGAUUACCACAAAGAUGACCCCAAUUCCUUCCGCUUCUCAGAAACCUUCUCCCUCUACCCUCAGUUUAUGUUCCACCUGAGAAGGUCUCCCUUCCUCCAAGUGUUCAACAACAGUCCGGAUGAGUCUUCCUACUACCGCCACCAGUUCAUGAGGCAGGACCAGACCCAGUCUCUGAUCAUGAUCCAGCCCAUCCUCUACGCCUACUCCUUCAACGGGCCGCCUGAACCAGUUCUCCUAGACAGCAGCAGCAUCCUGCCAGACAGGAUUCUCCUCAUGGAUACAUUCUUCCAGAUCCUCAUCUACCACGGAGAGACGGUCUCUCAGUGGCGCAAGGCAGGCUACCAGGAGAUGCCAGAGUACGAGAACUUCCGGCACCUUCUGCAGGCUCCCGUUGACGACGCGCAAGAGCUCCUACACACACGCUUCCCAAUGCCUCGCUACAUAGACACAGAGCAUGGAGGCAGCCAGGCUCGUUUCCUGCUCUCCAAAGUGAACCCAUCCCAAACCCACAACAACAUGUAUGCCUGGGGCCAGGAAUCAGGUGCUCCUAUCCUGACUGAUGAUGUCAGCCUACAGGUCUUCAUGGACCAUCUGAAGAAGCUGGCUGUCUCCAGUGCUGCCUGAUCCUCUACCCCCUACCACCACCACCCCUACCUUACCCCCUCCCUCCCCACACCUCCACCCAAUUAAUAGUAGUCUGGCGACCCGGCCAUCCAAUCAGUAGUCAUCGAUCAGCUAACCAUCCAAUGAGGAGUAGCUUUCAGCUGAGGCCAAUCAAACAAGCAGAUUUGUGAUCUGUUUGAGCCAUUGUGAGAGGAAGUUUCAACACAAACCAAGUAGCCGUAUCUCACCUGUGAACCAGAUUGAAGGCUGUUCCGGACAGGGCUGUAGUUUAGCAUAUCAUAUAGAUUUGGUCUCUGCGUUUAAGCAAUUACAUCAUAAAAACUGCAUCCAGCAGUGCUGCCUAUUGGUAGUCUACCCACUUGUAGAACCGUCUGUGUUAGUGCUUGGUUGGAACACAAA